AUGACAAUAGCAACUAAGACAUUCCCCACAUUCAAACAAAUCUAUCGUGCCAUAUCACAAGAACUACUCGCUUACGAGAACAAAACACUAGCAGCACAAGCCCAAAAGGACAAUACCAAACUCACGACCUAUUAUUCAUACUUGAAAUCAGUAGCCCAAAGGGAUGGUAAACCAGUUGACGAUAUAAACGCCAAACUCGAAUCACUAAAACAAGCUCAAUUGAAACAAGUAGAAGAAGGACAAGGAGGAGCAUUGAAUCAAGAGCGUACUGAGCUACAGGAUUUAACUACGUUGCAUAAUAUAAUUGAUGAUAAGAUUGGUAUAAAUACCAAUUAUGAAUUGAACAACUUGAACAAUGUAGCUACUUAUUUACGCAACCAGCGUGAAUAUUUUGAUUUGUUGGUUAGAUAUAAUCCGGGGUUAUUGAUGGAUCAACAGGAGAAUGUGUCCAAGAGUGCUAAUAGAGUAGGAUUAGAUGUGCCUGAAUAA
Messenger RNA from Lodderomyces margitis, 489 nucleotides. RefSeq lists its product as uncharacterized. Bases 1 to 489 code for a protein of 162 amino acids. The transcript has a single exon. The record is from RefSeq and is a predicted model, not a curated record. Gene Ontology annotation, biological process: mitochondrial proton-transporting ATP synthase complex assembly. NCBI's taxonomy places the organism in Eukaryota, Fungi, Ascomycota, Pichiomycetes, Serinales, Debaryomycetaceae. Gene Ontology annotation, cellular component: mitochondrial matrix.